This is a messenger RNA of Iphiclides podalirius (scarce swallowtail), 1032 nucleotides long. NCBI's taxonomy places the organism in Eukaryota, Metazoa, Arthropoda, Insecta, Lepidoptera, Papilionidae. The record is from the annotation of a GenBank genome assembly.
AUGGGGGAGGAAUGGGGAGUGGGCCUCAGGGACUCGCACAGACAGAAAGAAACGCAGCAGCAUAGCUGCCACUUGACGUCGGUUUCCAAAGUAACAAAUGCUAGCUAUGUCUCACCUACAGCUAAUCUGAAGCUGUUGACUAAUGUCGCAUUACAAUAUCCCACGCCUCCACCCAGUACAGUACAUCGAAAAGAAAAAUCUUUACAAAUACUAUGCGAUAAAUUUCUUAACCUAUUUCCUCUGCAAUGCAGUGGUACGAUGAAAAUACAAUUGGACAGUACUGCAGCUAGACUAGGUGUAGAGAAACGCAGAAUGUAUGACAUUAUUAAUAUAUUAGAAGCAAUGAAAUAUGCAGUUCAUGAAAAGAAAAAUACUUACCUUUGGCAUGGAGAAUCCGGCCUAAGUUCUUUUUUAAAACUGCUCAAGAAACAAGGGGAAAAUCUACGCUUGUCCGAGGCGUUAAGGGGCAAAGCUCCUAAACCGCCUCCUCCUAAACAUAAGACCCUUGGAGUAUUGGCUAAAAGGUUUUUGAUGCUUUUUUUAGUAGAACCACCAAAUACUCUCAUAAAUUUAGAGAUGGCUGUGAAAGUACUUAUAGACACAUCUAACAGAAAUAAAACUGAUCUCUCACCAGAGCAGCUUGACCGUCAACAUAAAUCUAAAGUGCGGAGGCUAUAUGAUAUUGCUAAUGUAUUUAUAUCAAUUGGUCUCAUUGAAAAAGUUUCUGGUAGUUUAAUAUUAAAGAAACCAGUGUUCAAAUAUGUAGGACGAUAUAAAAUUAAUAAAACCAAUGAGGCUGCAUUCUUGACUUCCUCACCAAUAACACCACUUACAGCUUUAGAUACUCAGCAGAAACUAACCCCAUGCCAUGUAUAUGCUGGUCGAUCUAAGCGAAAAUUGGAAUUUACUACACCCAGUUAUGAAGCUAAGCUAGGUGUCACGACCCCUCCACACACACCAUCCCACAAGUGGGAUGAAAUUUUGCUUGUAGCUGACAUGGAACUGAAUAGAAUUAACAAAGGAUUUGUGUUG